Messenger RNA from Gongylonema pulchrum, 483 nucleotides. NCBI's taxonomy places the organism in Eukaryota, Metazoa, Nematoda, Chromadorea, Rhabditida, Gongylonematidae. The record is from the annotation of a GenBank genome assembly.
AUGAGCAAAGGAAGCCGAAUCUUUGGUCCGGAGCGGGCGCGCCGUGGUGAUACGGCCGGUGACACGCAGCAUCAGCCCUUGGACAGCCUGUGGGACGAGAAUGCGGACAAGUACAAGUGCUGCUGCCGCACGUUGCACGUCACUCGGGCCACACUCUACAUCGCCUAUGCACAGAUGGUGCUCACAUCCGUGUUCUCGCUCUUCUUCACAUUCUACUACGUACAGGCAGUAAGUGGACGUUUGGAGCCGGAUCACUGGAUCAAUCAACUGGGCGAGAGAUACAUUUUUUACAUUUCAGCAUCACUUCUUUUUGCGGUCACUUUACAGCUGCUUCUCGUCCUCCUGCUUGUUCACGGAUUACGCACUGAACGUCGCUCCUUCUUGCUUCCGUUCAUUGUAUUCGCAUCAAUUGCAAUUCUCCUCGGCUUUGCACAGGUUUUUUUAAAUCUCCUGUUUUAUUUUUUUCCAUUUUCCAGCACUUGA